CCGCGACCCGUAGGUUCUCGCGAUAGGUGCGAUUCGCGGGGACUCGGUGGUGGCGGAAGGGGUAUGGUAUCGGAAGGAGGGGGUUCUGACCUCAGCCCUUUCCCCUGCAGGAAAACUACUAAACUAUGUGUCCUCUUUAUCUACUAGAAGCAACUCUUGCCUCAUCUUGACAACUUUAAAGCCAUUGUACCAAUGGCUAGCAAAAUGAAUAAAAGAGCAGGUUCCUUUUUGUGGAGCCUGAAACAAUUCGGUAACUUGGUUCCAACAAGCAGAACUGUGAGACUGUAUUCUUUGGGAUUUGGUGGACCAGCAUUAGUUAAUUCACAAUGGAACCCAAGAAAUCUCAGUAACUUUGAUAUGAGAAUGCAGUCACCUGUUAGAUACCUCUUUCAAGAUGCUUUAGUAUUUAAACCAGGAGGUGAUGCCUUUCAAACUAAAGGCAUUAACUCUAGAAUAGUACCCAGAGUUAACAAACUACUUUGCCCUAGAGGACUUUCUGUGGACUCUCAUGCUUCCAAUGAUGGGUUAAAGGAAGUAAAGGUUAAUCAGGAACCCUACAAUGAAGACAUUCUCACCAAAGAAACCAAGCCAACCUACAUAACCUCUGAGAAGCUGUCUAGGGAGAGUAAUUCCCUGUGUGAUGUGUUAGAUACAUUUUCAGAAGCACCUACAUUUCCUAGUAGUAACUACUUCUCAGCCAUGUGGACUAUUGCCAAAAGGAUGUCUGAUGACCAGAAGCGCUUUGAAAAGCAGCUGAUGUUUAACCACCCUGCAUUUAACCAGCUGUGUGAACAUGUGAUGAGAGAAGCCAAGAUCAUGCGUUAUGACCACCUUAUGUUCAGUUUCCAUGCUGUGGUGAAGCUUGGGAUUCCUCAGAACACCUUGCUGGUACAGACCUUGCUGAGGGUGAUCCAGGAGCGUAUCAAUGAGUGUGAUGAGAAAUGUCUUUCAGUUUUAUCAACUGUUUUAGAGGCCAUGGAGCCAUGCAAGAAUGUGGAUGUUCUUCGCGCAGGACUGAGGAUCUUAGUUGAUCAGCAAGUAUGGAAUAUAGAACGUAUCUUCACAUUACAAACUGUGAUGCGAUGUAUUGGAAAAGAUGCACCAAUUGCUCUGAAAAGGAAACUAGAGAUGAAAGCCUUGAGGGAAUUAGGCAGAUUUUCCACUUUGAAUAGCCAGCGCAUGUUUGAGGUGCUGGCUGCCAUGGACUACCGCUCUGUCGUACUUCUGGAUGAAUGCAGUAAAAUGGUCAUAGGCAAUAUCCAUGGAUGUCCUUUGAAAGUAUUGAUCAACAUACUGCAGUCUUGUAGAGAUCUACAAUACCGUAAUGUAAGUCUCUUCCAGGGAAUAGCAGAUUAUGUGACAACAACAUUUGACAUCUGGAAAUGGAAACAAAUUAUUUUCCUCCUCAUUCUAUUUGAAAACCUUGGCUUUCGACCUGUUGAAUUGAUGGACUUGUUUAUAGAGAAAAUAAUAGAAGAACCUGGUUCUCUAAAUAUGAAAAGCAUUAUCUCUAUUCUUCAUAUAUAUUCUUCUCUCAAUCACAUCAGCAAACACCAUUCCCAAGAGUUCCUUGAAGUUAUGACUCGUGCCCUCACUGGCUAUCUUCACCACAUCUCUCCGGAAAACCUGUUGAAUGCUGUAUAUUCCUUUUGCCUAAUGAAUCAUUUCCCCAUGGUCCCUAUUAAUCAGCUGCUCAAAAAGGACAUCCUUGAGGAACUGCUGAGGUCAGAUGACAUGGAGAGGAAUGUUCACAAGUUUUAUAUUUUGGAUAUUUGUCUAAAAUUGGAUGAUGUUCCUUAUCACAAGGCCCUAGACUUAUCAUUGCCACAACUCCCAUCUCUUUCAUUGAAUCCAAAUGUAAAAGUGGCAGAGACGCUAAGUAGCCUUCUGGGAGAAGAAUACUUCUCAAGAAGUGUACAUUUGCAGCAUAAUUAUUACAUUGAUUUUGAAAUCAGAAUGGAUACUAGCAAGAAUCAAGUGCUUCCGUUUUCUGACACAGAUGUGGUCACUUCUGCAGAUAUUCAAAGAGUGGCUAUACUGUGCAUUCCUAGAUCUGUCUACUGUUUGGAUUCAAAUCAUCCUAGAGGAUUAUUUGCUACAAAAAUGCGGCAUUUGAGAGCAAUGGGUUUCCGUGUGGUCUUGAUCAAUAAUUGGGAGCUGGAAAAACUAGAGACGAAGGAUGCAGUAACAUUAUUGAAGACUGAGAUCUAUUCAGACAAAGACCUUCCUGCUGCUGAUGCAAAUUUAUAAAACUUGUAUGAAAGGGGUAAAGCAAGUUCUUCAUAGUAGAAUACAUGCACUUAUGAAAAAAAUAACUUUAAUAAAAAUUCUAAUUCUGUCAUCAAUGGAAUUCACAUGGGUGCUCACUGCUAACAAAAAGUGUUACUUCACUGUUGAGAAUGGAAAAAACACGGUUAUUAGCAUUUUAGUAUAGCCUGAGGAGAUUUCAGUGUCAGUUUCCCAAACACAUCUAUUUUCCCUAGACCUUGAUAUUUGACAGAUUUAUCAGCUCAGGGUUUUACUUUCAUAGACUAAUUUUGUUUUCAUUAAGAACUUUUUAAAAAAGUUUUGAUUGAUUAUGGAUAUGCUUGUGUGGACUACCCAUGAGUACUCAAUCAUGGAAGUUUCCCUUCUACCAUUUUAUAAAAUUUCAUUAAAUCUAUAGUUUGUUAGACCUGGUCAUUUUUCAGUGAUGUUUAUUUGUUCUGUUAGAAUAUUUAUUCAAGUUUGCUGAUGAACUAAUGUUGGAUAACACUGGGUUGUUCUUGCUGCUCCCGCAGAGAGCUCAAGGUUUACUGAGCCUCUCCAGAAACAGUGAACUGAGACACACCCAGUUCCAUCAGGCACUAAUAAUUCUCUUUCUUUUAUGUCAUUUGUAUGGAUUAUUUGUCAUUUGUAUGGAUCAUUUAACAAUGUCCUUUUUGUAUAGACACAGGAAGACAGUUCAUGCUAUGCUAUGUAACUUGGGAGUUAAUUGACUCCAAAAUAAUAUUUACAAAAUAAUAUUUACUCCUGGGCAUCCAUAUUUACUUAAGCCUCAGUUGCCCUUAGUUCCUAGCACUCCAAGAGCAGGGUCCCGAUGAGGGACUGGAUAGACCCAGGACAAGCUGUGAGCUACCCUGGCAUCAAAAUGGGCCAGGCCAAGCGCUAUAAUACUUCACUGUAAGUUAAGAGCACGGUCAUGGAUAAACUCUGUCAUGACCCAAAAAGAAGCAACUGAACAAGGACCCUGCUGGGGUUAGGAAAGACUAACCUGGCCUGAGGACUAUGGCCUGGAAUAUAUAAUGAGAUGUCCCCAGGAAGAGCCAACCUUUAAACUGUGUUCAUACAAAAUGAUAUUGCUAGAAAUAUUAUAAGAAGUAAAUUUUCUAUGACUGUUUAAAUGGAUUACUAGCUGAAAGGAGAAAACAAUACACCCUGGAUGGAAUCCCACCCUUGGGGGGAUCUCCCUAAUAAUCUAGAGUGCUGAAUCCUGAGAUGAGAUUUUGCCCUUGAGUUAAUCUCCUGGAUGUAAAAGAGAGGUUUUACAUCUCCCUGUUGUUAUGAUAAUGUUCAACCCCACCUUUGUAUCCCCACCCUUAAUGAUUUCUAGGUAACUCUGCUGUAAGGGGUAAGAGGGAACAGAACAAGACUCGGGGACGAGACAACAGGACUACUCUGGAAUGAGACUCUGGGACUAGACUCUAGGAAAGAGAUGCUGAGAAGGAGAUGAAGACGAAAUACUGGAACUAGAUGUUGGGAACGAGAAAGUCUCAGGACUAGAUGCUGAGGACUGGAUGUGAGGAUGAGACGUUGAAGACAAGAAACUUGGAUGAUAGAAUUCUGAUGACUAGGACUCUGACCACAACUAUGACUGCGCUGUAAGGGAGAGACUGGACGACGCCGGGGAAGAGAGAGAAAUAAACUGACAACUGACCAGCCUGGGGCCUGGUACCUGUGUCUCAGUUCUCCCGGUCCUUCGUCCAUUGUCCGGCCUGGGGAGACAGCUCUUGGCCACCAAACAUUCAAGUCCUGCGUGUCCUGCACGCAGGCCCAUUGCAACCCCAUUCCUUUUCUCCUUUUAUUGGAACCAUACAAACUGACAUUUGUCUUCCUGGGGAUCAGUGAUGACUAGGCACUGUCACAUGUAGAAUGUGAGUGCCAUUUAGGGGGUAUUAUUUUUACCUGUGCAAAAGACUGGAAUGUUUAUGGACUCUCAGAAUUCCUAUGUCAUAGCCUAACUCCCAGUGCCAUGAUAUUUGGAGGCAGAGCUUUGAAGAUUAGGUUAUGUGGAUGAAUUCUUCUGAAUUAAUUUUGUCCUUAUACAACUGACCCAGUCAGUGAGUUUCCUUGUUGCUCCUGUUAGGAGUAUAUUGUGGCAAGAUGACAAUUUGUACUAGGACGGAGGUACUCCUGUUGAAUCUGCCAUUGCUUUCAUCUUGAACGUCCCAGCCUUCAGAACUGUGAAAAAUAAAUCUCUGUUGUCUGAUAAACUA
Molecule: messenger RNA, 4475 nt
Organism: Sorex araneus (European shrew)
Lineage: Eukaryota; Metazoa; Chordata; Mammalia; Eulipotyphla; Soricidae
Gene: FASTKD2
Product: FAST kinase domains 2
Exons: 12
Coding region: 193-2250 (685 amino acids)
Biological process (GO): regulation of mitochondrial mRNA stability; mitochondrial RNA processing
Cellular component (GO): mitochondrial matrix; ribonucleoprotein granule
Molecular function (GO): RNA binding
Source: RefSeq, a predicted model, not a curated record